Messenger RNA from Anthostomella pinea, 2253 nucleotides. NCBI's taxonomy places the organism in Eukaryota, Fungi, Ascomycota, Sordariomycetes, Xylariales, Xylariaceae. The record is from the annotation of a GenBank genome assembly.
AUGGCACGCCUCAACGAACCCAUGGUCUCCACGGAUAACCUAGAUACGCUCCGUCGCAAGUUCCUACGUCAAAAUCGAGACAUCGCACGAGUCAAUUCAACCCAGUCACUCAAGAUACGUGCUUUGGAGAAUGAAUGCGCGCGCAUGCUAUCCGAGAACCUCGAGCUUCGAGGCCAGAUCCUGCGUCUCGACACAGAACUACGAGAGAGCCAAGCACACCGAAUUGCCGAUCACGCGCUCGAGAUCAAGGAGAAGAUGGAGGCCCAAUUGCUAGAAUGGGGAGCUAUGCUUGCCGGCUUGGGCAACGAACCAAUACCAAAGAACCGCUCUCCAAGAGCAACCAAGAAGGCUAGGAUCUCAACAAGUUUGGACCGCCCCAGCUUUCCCGAAUGGAGGCGGAGGGAUACCAUGAGCUCUAUGAAGGAUCUUGAAGCGGCCGCACAGCAAGAGGGCAGAUUGCCACCGCUAUGGGAGAACAAGCAAUACCCUCGCGAAACAUUAAAUCGAGAGGAGAUAUUGGCUUUGUGCUCCGAAGCCGACGAGAAUACCGACUCGCCAGACCUGGGGCCGCCCCCAGUAUCACGUUUUGUCGACGAGGAUCCAGUCAAGUGUGACCUGCCAACAAGACCUACGAAGACAGCUCCAGCUGUACCGGAACCCACUCCUGCGGAAGAACCGCCGUUCAAGGAGGUGUCAAACAUAUCAUCACCGGUCGCUAUCACAAAGCUUGAGAUGUUUGUGAAGGAGGAGCCCGCGCCGAAGAAGGCAGAGAAGGAGGAACCAGCGCCGAAGAAGGCCGAGAGCGACAACGCCAUCACAAAGUCUACUACCAAACCCCAGCCUCCCUUGAUCGACCAAGUUGCUAAGGCCAACUUGAAGAGAAAGUCGAGGGAAGAUGACGAAAAAGAGAACGCUCAGGUGCCGAACCCACUUGCACAAAGACCGAUACACACGAAACCCAAGCAGGAGAAAGCAACCACGAAACACCGACCAGCUGUGAGACCAGUCAAGGAACCAUCCUCGCACAGGAAAGAAGCACAAGAUAAGACCUCUAUUUCGAGUCAAAGGAAGCCACUAGGGGCAAAGAGCUCCAAUGAGGUCAUGAAUUCUCCGAAGAAGUCCACAAAGCCCCCUGUCCUGGACGCAGUAGCGAAGGCCAAGGCAGAUCUGAAGCGAGACGAGCGACCUAGGGAGAGUUCGAAGCCAAAGCAGGAGGUUCUCCCUGUCGAGAUUGUUCCGCCGCCUUCGCCAGCACCCGUCGCUAGUAUCGAGAUCAAGAACGACUCUCUGUCAGCCGAGAGUCAUCUCGUGAUGCCUGAAUCACCGGCGCCAUCCGUUCCCAGGGAGGACCUGAUCAGAGAUACGCCACCCCCAACCGACAUUUCUUCCAAGGGGGAAACGUCGCGGGGCAGUCGCAGGGCUAGGAGUGCUGUUAGUUAUGCUGAGCCGAACCUCAGGGACAAGAUGCGGCGGCCUACUAAGCAGCUAUUCGAUGCAGUUUCGGGGGAAGGCAAGCAGAUUCGCCGGACUAGUCACUCGGCGAAGGACGAGCCUGCCUCUGGCCCUUCGUCCGUGGCGAGAUCUGAAGGACGGUCAGAGUCGUCAAGGAAAGACCUACCGACGGCCUCUGAAGCGACCCAGGCUCUAGAUGUCCUGGCCAGUCCACUCGUACAGAAAGCGACUAGAGCACCUCCGGUGGAUGACCUGCCGGCUGCCGUUGUCACGGACCGAAAGCGCAUAUCGAUCGCCGUCGGACAGAGCGACCAUUCGGAGUCCUCGGCCGGAGCGUCCGUCAGGCCCACGUCAAAGGGAGGCAACAAGCGCCUCGAGGAGAUCGCGGCCCGCGAAGCGGAGGUGGCCAAGAUGUUCGACGACGCGGAUAUAUAUGAGUUCACCCCUUCUUCACCCAGCCACCACGGCUCAACAAGGGACGCCACCUCAGAGGAGACAGGCGGCAAGAAAUCGAAAGGUGCCCGGACGUCGCGUGCCAGACGGCAAUCGUCCAUGGCGCAGGAAGGCCUCGUUGGAUUGGGCGAUCAUGCCGACCGGAGGGUGAGAAAUGCGGGCGGCCGGAAACGUGCUUCGAUGAUGCCCUCCAAAACUGCGAAGUUGGACGCUGAGGACGCACAACAGCAGGAUGGCCCGGCGGUAGAGGGCGACAGCCUCACCAGCGUCUCGUCGGCGGAUGCCCCGGACGCCUCGGCCUCGGCGCGGGACAGGGCGGCGACGCGGAGGAGGAGUAUGAUGCUAUGA